ACGUGACAUGGAAUAACAAACGCGGGCUACUUGGUUACCAACUUGGUUACUUGGACUUUCUCCUCCUGGGCACGCGCCGCGGUGUUUGUCAUUAUAAGUAUCCGGUCAUGGAUGUUUGCUCACAGACUCCUGCUCAUGUUGGUUUGAACGACAGACACAACGUAGGUGGAAGGCUGGACGAGUUGCGAAUCAGAAACCUGGCGAGGAAGUUCUCAAAGAUAUGGGUGCACAAUACAUUUGGACGCAUCCUCCCCCAUUCAGCCAAGUCCCACUAUAGUCGUGUAAUUCUCCGAAGAGCCUUUGAGGAAUGGAAAGAACAGUGGUGGACGUCCCGGAGAGAGUGGUCUCUGACCAUCCGCGCUAACAUUCAUUAUAGGUACUACCUGUGUCAAGUAGUUUUUCUCCGCUGGAAGAUGUUCAUGUCUUCACAACAAGAAAAGAGAAAGAAAAUGUUAAUGGCAGAAGCAUAUGCUGACAAACGCAGCAUGUGUUGGGUUUGGAAGAAGUGGAACGUUUUUGCAAAGAAGAGGCGAAUGAAGAAUAAAAUGUUGACAUCUGCACUGGAGCUCAGUAGACUUACCACUAUGAGGGCCGCAUGGAGUUUGUGGAAGCUGAAGCUGCAGCAUCACCACAUGAGUGCUCUUGUGGAUCAUGGGCUGGAGCACAGAGAGACAAAGCUUCUCAGAAUGGCAAUGCCACUUGAUCAGCAUCAACAUACGCCAUGCGCGUCACUCACUUUGGAGCAGGACAUACAACUGCAGGAUGAAAGUGUCAAGAGCCAGAAGACAUCUGACUGUGUGUAUAUGCAUGGCCAUGGGAAUUACAGCAAUUCAGAGACCUGUGAAAGGGUCACUGAGUCGCAGGCCUCGCGUCACCAUGAGCUCGAUUGCAUGAAACGGGCUUUAGAUUCAUGGAAAAAGUUUGUUCAGACACACAAGCUGAAGAAAAGCAGGUUGGCGAAAAUGCAGCUUUAUUACCAGACCAAACUCCAGAGACAGAGCUACGUAGCCUGGCAGAACCGCCAUUCCCACACGUCUGAGAUUCACCUUCAAGCAGAGAAACUCGACACUCCGAAAACACACUCCUUGCCACGAGGCAUUCUGUUUGAGUGGAGGACAAAUACUGUGAUGCUGUCAGAAGCUCCACCGCUGCAGCAACAAGCACAGAAUUGCUUUCAGAGUCGUCUUCAGACGAAGAUGUUUGUAGCCUGGAGAGAGGAAACAGCAAAAGCUGUUUUAAGGCGGCGGCGGCAGUCAGAAUCACUCAGCAGGGUCCAGGGCUCUUUAAGUCAAGUGCUGCUCCAGCAUUCCUUCACAAAAUGGAGAAGUGAGGCCUUCAGGGCAGUACAGACAAGGACGUUCAUGGAAAAUGCCGAACAGCAGUAUCAGAUCAAGCUUCUCUCCAAGUCGCUGAUUGGAUGGAAAGAAUAUUGUUGUCAAAGGCAGAAAUACAGGGCGAUGAAGCGCCAGGGAAUGUUGUUGCUGAGACUGAAGAUGUGCCAGGUCUACUUUGAUCGGUGGAAAAUGGAGCUGCAGAACAGACGGCGAGAGUCUGCGCAGACAGAGCAAGCGCUCUGGCACUGGUCUCUCAGCCUCCAGGCCAAGGUGCUGUUUGAAUGGAGGCGGUGGACCAAAGAUGAACAAAGGCAGCGAGAGCAAGUCUCAAGAGCUGCGCUGGUUUACAGAGACCAGCUGCUGCCGGAGGGCGUGACCCGCAUCCUGACAUGUGCUGCUCACAUGAGUGACCUCACAGUGAACUUGAUACAGCAAAACAAGCAGCAGCACCAUUCACAAGGAGACAAACACAUUCAGAGCGUGGUUCAACGCUACGCCAUGAAGUGGAAGGAGCGUGCGCUUGGAAAGCUUCAUAUGGAGCCUGCAAGCAGAAAAAAGAAUGUGACUUUUAGUCUCCAAGAUGUAGAAGUGCAGUCUGAGCCAAGCAAUGGGAAAGAGGAGUCGCUGUGCGAUAUGGUUUCCUCUAGUAUUCUGAGACGCCAACCACGACGUUGCCCUGAGCUUUUUGACUGCCCUCAGAAAAGACUCCAAGUGGACAUCCACCACCCUCUUCAUUCCUUAGGGGGCAGUUUUGUGCAGAUGCCUCAUCCUGAGGUGUCAUUGUCCUCAGAUGCCUCCAAGGAGAACGGUUCCUCCUCAAAGCAGAGAGACGUUCCAACUGCACUGUCACCAACUGAGCCUUACACAUUAGACCAUCAGGUCCCUCAGAACAAUGAUCUUCUUCUACCACCAUCUGCCUUCAUGACCUCACAAAUGACACUGGAGAGGGCCAGUACUUCGCGCUGUGAAGAUUCAUCUGAUGAGCAUCAAGCGACACCCUGUGCAGAGACUGAUGUAAUGUCCACACUGAGUGAAGAACUGACGCUCAUCCUGCAGGAGAUGAAGAGCUAUCAUCAGUCAAAGCAGCAGCUGCGUGCUUGGCAGCAACUGACCGAUAUACUGCAAAGUUGGCUGCAGACCAGUGGGAAAGAGGAGGAAGUGGAGAGGAAGAGUGUAUGUCAAGAGUUGAAUCAGCUGGGAGAGUGCAUCAAGAAACUGUCUGCGGAUCUGGCUGGACGCAAGCCGCAAAUGAUUCUCCACGCAGACAGGAUUGGACAUCUACGGAGCCUUCUGCGCAAUAAAGGAUUCCUGUUUUCUCACAGAUCAGUGAAGAAGGCGGAGGAGGAAAAACUGAAAACUCAACUCUAAACACCGCCAGCUUCAUUACCUCAGUUAUUGGAUUGAUGUUUUUAUGAUUGUUUUUCAAAUAAAACAUUCAUGAUUGUGAAACAAUUCCAGCUCCAAUGCUGCUGCUAAUUCUGGAC
Messenger RNA from Synchiropus splendidus (mandarinfish), 2818 nucleotides. It is a transcript of the gene sfi1, whose product is annotated as SFI1 centrin binding protein. The record is from RefSeq and is a predicted model, not a curated record. The transcript has 23 exons. Gene Ontology annotation, molecular function: phosphatase binding. The coding region runs from base 108 to 2702 and encodes 864 amino acids. NCBI's taxonomy places the organism in Eukaryota, Metazoa, Chordata, Actinopteri, Syngnathiformes, Callionymidae.